This is a messenger RNA of Symbiodinium pilosum, 909 nucleotides long. The record is from the annotation of a GenBank genome assembly. NCBI's taxonomy places the organism in Eukaryota, Dinophyceae, Suessiales, Symbiodiniaceae.
AUGCAAGCAGUCAACCUGCUGAUUGACUCACAAAUCGCCGAGCCAGGACUACUUCCAACAAGCCCGGCAUAUGGUCCAGACUCGGUUGCCGUGCCCCAGCCAAUGCCCUUAAGGAAGCAUCAGACAUUUGCCAUAAUCUUGGCCAUGCAGCGUUCAGGAACAAGCCUUUUAACAGUAGAGUUGAGCCGUCACCCUUGCAUCAGCAUGCAGUCAGAGCUGUUUGUACAAGGCUCCUGGAACCCGAAGCUGCAAAAGCAAGUUGUGGAAGUGUUCUUUGGUACGAGAGUCAGUGAUGUUCAGAUGCUGGUGCUUCCCAACAUCACCCAAGACAUUCUCAAAAAGUCAAGGCAAGCUGUCGAAGAGGGUGCAGCGGUCCAGGGAUUUAACUGGAAGCUGAACCAAGAUUUCAUCCCAUGUUGGCACACGUGGCUUGGAGAUUGGGCUGCGCAUCACGGUGUUCGCCUCAUUUGGGUCCAGCGGAUAAAUCUGCUACGUCGGAUUUUCUCUAAUCAUGCCAACAAGCAGACUGGAGUGGCCGUCACCACAAACAAAAGCCAGGCCAAGACUGUGGGGUCUGUGCAAAUAUCGAUGAAUACAUCCAACAUCCUCAAAGAGCUGGCCAAAGACGAGCUGAACAUCAAGGCAGUAAAGGCAAUACUUGCCGACGCACGCAGGAAGGGUGUGCAGGUUCAGACUGUGUAUUACGAGAACAUGACUGAGAGCCUCGAUGUGGUCAGAAGGUUUUUGCUGCAGAAUUCUUCCUGUACUUCACGCGGCCGCGCUGCAUUGAAGCAGCGUUCAGGCUACAGCAAGAUUCAUGCAGCCAAGCUGAAAUAUCUGGUUCGAAAUUGGGAGCAACUACGGAAAACUCUGCGCCAUACAUCCUGGGAGUGGAUGCUAUCGACAUAG